AUGCGGGUGAGGCGGCGGUGGCCGCAGUGGGCGACUGACCCCAAUGGCGGCGGCCGCUGCCACGGCAAAAGUGCGGACACAGGUGCCGCGACUUGUCCUGGAGGCUGGAUAGCUUACCAAAGUAACUGCUAUGGACUCUUUUAUGAAAGGUUAUCCUGGAACGAUGCAGAGGAGGAAUGCCAGAGCUAUGGCCACAAUGGCCAUCUUGCCUCCGUCCUCAACUGGGCAGAAACGGACGUGGUGGCCAGCUACAUUACCAGCUUCCAUAAAAACAUUGGACCUGUCUGGAUUGGGUUGAAAGACCCCUGGAUGACGAUCAAAUAUCGGGAGCUCACGCAGCUCUCCAGUGAUGACAUGAGGCUUCUCCUAGCCUAG
Molecule: messenger RNA, 375 nt
Organism: Hemicordylus capensis (graceful crag lizard)
Lineage: Eukaryota; Metazoa; Chordata; Lepidosauria; Squamata; Cordylidae
Product: regenerating islet-derived protein 4-like
Exons: 4
Coding region: 1-375 (124 amino acids)
Molecular function (GO): signaling receptor activity
Source: RefSeq, a predicted model, not a curated record